AUGUCUACCCCUGAUAACUCCUCGCCGGAUAACUCUACACCGGAUAAUUCCACACCUGAUAAUAGCACCCCUGAUGAUGCCGAUAACUCUUCUUCGCCACCAUCACAAUCUCCACCACCACAAUCCCCACCACCACAAUCUCCACCACCACAAUCCCCACCACCAUCACCACCUGCACAAUCCUCUUCGCCUCCUUCAGAAUCAUCUCCUUCACAACCACCACCAUCACCUUCACAAUCAGAACCUUCUCCUCCACCACCAUCAUCAAACAAUCCAUCCCCACAAUCACCAAAUACAUCCUUUCAGCCACCAACGCCGGCAGGAGGCCGUUCUUCGCCAGGCUCCUCUGGAUCCGGAAAUUCACCAUCGACCCCACAAAAAUCAUUACCAAAUUCAUCAUCCGAAAAUUCAGAUGGUAAUUCCAACUACCACGAUAAUAAUAAUACCAGUAAGGCAAUAAUUGGAUCAGCAAUUGGGGUGGGAAGUGUUCUUAUCAUUAUAGCCGUCACAUGCAUUUUUUUAUCCCGGAGGAGAAAAAGAAAGCAAAUGUACUACUAUGGAGAUCAUCCAUCUCAUGGAAAAGGGAAUAACAACUAUUACAACAGCGGGCCACCCCCAAAUUACUAUGGAGGUCCGCACGGGGAACAUGUUGUUAGGUUGCAAAAUGGGAUGGGUCCUAACGGAAUGGGUCCUAACGGAAUGGGUCCUAAUGGAAUGGGUCCUAACGGAAUGGGUCCUAAUGGAAUGGGUCCUAACGGAAUGGGUCCUAAUGGUGGUGGCGGCGGUGGUGGUUGGGGUGCACAUCCUCCAAUGAUGAACAGUGCAGACAUGAGCUCAAAUUACUCUAACGGACCACCAGCUUUACCUCCUCCAUCACCAAGUCUUGCUUUAGGGCUUAAAGGAGGCACAUUCACUUAUGAGGAAUUGGCAGCUGCAACCGAUGGAUUCACCAAUUUGAUAGGACAAGGUGGUUUUGGUUAUGUCCAUAAGGGUAUAUUACCAAGUGGAAAAGAAAUAGCCGUCAAGAGUUUAAAAUCAGGUAGCGGACAAGGAGAAAGAGAGUUCCAAGCUGAGAUUGACAUCAUUAGUCGUGUCCAUCAUCGCCAUCUUGUUUCACUUGUUGGAUACUGUAUUUCUGGUGGCCAAAGAAUGUUGGUCUAUGAAUUUAUUCCCAACUACACAUUGGAGUAUCACCUUCAUGGAAAGGGUCGACCUACCAUGGAUUGGCCAACUAGAAUGAGAAUUGCAAUUGGUUCUGCUAAAGGGCUUGCCUAUCUUCAUGAGGAUUGUCAUCCUCGCAUCAUCCAUCGUGAUAUAAAAGCUGCAAAUGUCCUCAUUGAUGAUAGCUUUGAAGCAAAGGUUGCUGAUUUUGGAUUGGCUAAGUUGACAACCGAUAAUAAUACUCAUGUAUCGACUCGUGUCAUGGGAACUUUCGGGUACCUAGCCCCUGAAUAUGCAUCAAGUGGCAAAUUGACAGAGAAGUCCGAUGUUUUCUCAUUUGGGGUCAUGCUAUUAGAACUUAUAACUGGGAAGCGACCUGUGGAUGCCACAAAUGCCAUGGACGACAGCUUAGUGGACUGGGCUCGACCAUUGCUAAACCGUGGACUAGAGGAGGAUGGAAAAUUUGGUGAGUUGGUGGAUCCAUUUUUGGAAGGAAAUUACAAUCCUCAAGAACUCGCCAGAAUGGCAGCUUGUGCUGCUGCUAGUAUUCGUCAUUCUGCCAAGAAGCGUUCUAAAAUGAGCCAGAUUGUAAGAUCAUUGGAAGGAGAUGUCUCACUGGAUGACUUAAAGGAGGGAAUGAAAGCAGGGGGCAUCGCAGCUCAUACCCCUUCAUCUGGUAGUUCGGAGUACGACACAAUGCAGUACAAUGCUGAUAUUCAGAAGUUCAGAAAGGCUGUGUUUAACAGCCAGGAAUAUGGCACCACCAGCUUCUCUAGUGGCGAAGUGCCAAAGCCAUGA
This is a messenger RNA of Lathyrus sativus (Indian pea), 1959 nucleotides long. The record is from the annotation of a GenBank genome assembly. NCBI's taxonomy places the organism in Eukaryota, Viridiplantae, Streptophyta, Magnoliopsida, Fabales, Fabaceae.